AUGGGUUUCAUCGGUGUUUAUACCGCCAUCUACGACUACCAACCGCAAGCGCAAGGUGAAUUAGAACUUCGUGAAGGCGAUCUACUAUAUAUUCUCGAGAAGAGCGACGAGGACGAUUGGUGGAAGGCCAAAAAGAAGGCGGACCGGGAGGACGAAGAUGAGCCUGAGGGUCUAGUACCAAAUAACUACGUCGAGGAGGCCACGCCGAUUCACACCGCGAAAGCCCUCUACGAUUAUACACGUCAGACAGAUGAGGAGGUAUCUUUCUCGGAGGAUGCGAACUUGGUGGUGUACGACACUUCGGAUCCGGACUGGACCUUGGUUGGAGUCAAUGGGGAUUUUGGAUUCGCUCCGUCAAAUUACAUCGAUAUCCUUGACGACUCUGUAGCUCAUGCAGCUCCCGCCCAGACCUCUGCAUCGCCGGAACCUCCUUCGGCGGCUGCAGCGUCCCCAGCGUCCCCAGCUCCCGCACCGGCACCUCCUAGCCUCCCGCAGCGUCCAGAGCCGGCUCCCGCGGAGGAGCCUAGCUCGCCCGUCUCGAGCUCUCCCAGUGAUGCCGUGCAGAAUCCCGCUGCAGCCGCCAUCGCCAGUAUACUUCACAAGCAGCACGCCUCGUCGGAAUCACCCAGAGAUGUUCCCCCUCCCCCACAGCCGCAGCCGCCCUCAGAGCCGCAAUACCGUGAGCCGUCACCUCCCCCACCUCAAUUGCCGCGACGGCCCCCUUCGGAGCAGUUGACAUCUCCCGUCCAUCUCGAGUCACCAACAUUCGCGCCCUCACCGGUUUCUCAUCCUCGGCAUGCUUCGAUACGGGAGAACGAUGGUGGUCCACGAGAAUCACCUCCUUAUAAUCGGGUUGGACGGACAGCGCCGCGCUCCCCAUCUGGAUAUCACAUUUACAAUAUUAACGAGAUGGUUGAGGGAUCAACAUCGCCACCUGGAACUAUCUUCAUUUCACCGGAAGACGAUGGGGAUGUGCAGGAGUGGAGUGCCGAGAAGCUUACCCAUUACUCCAUUGAAGGAAAGCACGUUUUCAUUGAUCUCGUCCGUCCUAGCAAGAGUGUGGAUUUCCAUGCGGGAGCCAAAGACACGGCGCGCGAGAUUGUCUCGGCGUUGGGUGAGAUCUCCGGAGCAUUCCGCGCAGAAGGCUUGCGGGAAGUGAUAGCAGCAGGUUCAGGCGGCGGUGGCGCACAGAAGAAAGGAACUAUUCUUUACGACUUCAUGGCGCAAGGCGACGAUGAGGUAACGGUUGGCGUCGGUGAUGAGGUGGUGAUUGUAGAUGAUACCAAGUCCGAGGAAUGGUGGAUGGUUCGACGCAUCAAGAAUGGCAAGGAGGGAGUAGUUCCAAGCAGCUAUGUGGAAGUCACCGGCUUUGUCUCCCCACCUUCAACCACCACUCCUGCUGAGUCCGGCUUGUCGGCUGUGGAGAGGAACAGGCUUGAAGAGGCUCGUCUAGCCAAGGAGGCUACACGAAAAUCGGUAUCAGAAGCAGCUGCACCACGCAGCCCUACGAUCAAGCCGCAGCACCACAAGAAAGACAGCAAGAGCAGCCAAAGAUCCAAACCAGACCCGGCCAAGGUUAGGACGUGGAUUGAUCGGUCCAAGGCAUUCACGGUGGAAGCUCAGUUCAUCGGCUUGCAGGAUGGCAAAAUCCAUUUGCACAAGACAAACGGAAUUAAGAUCGCGGUGCCAAUCCCUAAAAUGUCGUUUGAGGACUUGGAAUACGUUGAGAAGGUUACCGGAAUCUCCCUUGACGAAGAUAAGCCGUUGUCCGACAUUCGUCGCCGUUCUCAACGUAUCGAAUCCGACAAGGCGGACAAGGCUCGGUCCUCGAGCGAAGGAAAGUCUGGCGCUACUUUCCAGCAGUCCGACUACGACUGGUUCGACUUUUUCCUCAAAGCCGGUGUUGGUCCUCAUCAAUGUGAGCGGUAUGCGCAGAAUUUCGCCAAAGACUCGAUGGAUGAAAGUAUCCUUCCUGACAUAACCCCCGAGAAUCUGCGCACACUGGGCUUGAAAGAAGGUGAUAUCCUGCGGGUCAUGCGCUAUCUGGAUAACAUGUUAGGGCGGACAGGCAACAAGUCGAAGCUGCGAAAUGUGAGCUUUGGUGGUGAAGAGGUCAUGGGUGAUGGUGAGGAAUCUGGUGGUCUCUUUGCUGGGCCUGGCGGGGCAUUGCGCAACAACACCCGAAAGAGCCGUCCAGCACCAGCUGUCCAAACCAACGACGUGGUUGACCCGAAAGUGUUUGAGCAAAAAGACACGGCAAAACCAGACAAACCACCCAGCAGCGGCACCCCUCCACCGGCCUCUGCCGCUGCCGGCGACAAGCCUGUGCAAAAAGGAUUCGACGACGAUGCGUGGGAAGUCAAGACUCCCAAGCAACCGGCAGCGCCAGCGACAGCUGUCAGCUCACCACCACCGGCAGCGGCACCCGCCACGACCAGCCCUCCGGCUCAGCCGUCAAUUACUGGAGCCAUGGCCGAUUUAUCCCUCCUUCAGGCGCCCCUGCAACCAACACUUGCGCAGCCCACGUCUACCCCUGCUCCUGCUCAAUCACCCCCCGCUACUCAACCUAUUCAAGCCCAGCCAACGGCGAUUCCAGCGCCCCAGCCGCAGCAGCCAGGAGCCUCACCCAACUUUUUUGCACAGGUGGCACAGGUUGGGCAACAGCAACCUAUGCAAACUGGCUUUCAGCAGUCCCGACAGCGCCCACAGGCACCUCAGGUCAUGGGGCAAAAUUCUCUUAUCCCGCCUCCGCCUCAGCGACCUCUCUCUGCGCCUCAGAACAUGCCUCAGCAACAGCCUUUUGGCCUACCUCAGCUGCAGCCACAGCUGACGGGUCUACCUCAGCAAGGCCCCCAGAUCGCAGCCCCAGGGCAGAGUCUGGCCGAAAUAAACCAACAGCGCUUCCAGCCUUCCUUCCAGCCACAACAAACUGGAUUCAUGGCUCCGAACCAAUUCCAGAACGGGCUAAUGCCGCAACCUACCGGUUUUCAGCCCCAAUCGCAGUUUGGGAUUCAGCAGCAACAGACUGGAUUCGGCCUCGCACCGCAGCCGACAGGCUUCGGAGGCUUUGGUGCCCCUCCCCAGCAGCCCAUGCCGACUGGCAUCAACUCUGUUCUUCCUCCCCCGUUGCAGCCUCAGCCUACGGGUAUGAAUGGUUCGGGCUCUAUGGCUUACUCCCCGUCCCCUCCCCCAAUUCCUCCCAUUCCCCAGCAGCAGACAUUGGCCCCACUGCAAGCCCAGAAGACGGGUCCAGCUCCUCCGGUCCGCUUUGGUGUCAAACCCGAUGCACCCAAGAAGCUUGCUCCUCAGCCAACAGGUCUGAAGGCCAACCUCUCGCAAGCCACACCCACCAACCCGUUUGGCUUUUAG
This is a messenger RNA of Aspergillus nidulans FGSC A4, 3369 nucleotides long. Its product is annotated as cytoskeletal protein-binding protein SLA1. The record is from RefSeq and is a predicted model, not a curated record. Gene Ontology annotation, molecular function: protein-macromolecule adaptor activity; identical protein binding; ubiquitin binding. NCBI's taxonomy places the organism in Eukaryota, Fungi, Ascomycota, Eurotiomycetes, Eurotiales, Aspergillaceae. Gene Ontology annotation, cellular component: plasma membrane; endosome membrane; actin cortical patch. Bases 1 to 3369 code for a protein of 1122 amino acids. The transcript is spliced from 6 exons.